Molecule: messenger RNA, 2002 nt
Organism: Durio zibethinus
Lineage: Eukaryota; Viridiplantae; Streptophyta; Magnoliopsida; Malvales; Malvaceae
Source: RefSeq, a predicted model, not a curated record
GUCCAAAAAAACUAAAAAAAAUAAUAAGCAAAAAAAAAAAAAGCAGUAAAACCGCAGUAGUAGCAGUAGCCAAUUUUAGUUUUUAGUGAGAGAGAAAAAGGCAUAAUCAAUUAGGGCUUGGUGGGAAAGUUGCCAGGUUUUGAUGAGCUGAAAUGAACAAAAAAAAAUUAUAUGGAAGUAGUCAGUUUAAGGUGAUGAGGGGAAAGUAAGUUAGUUUUUCACAUUUCAAUUUAGUUUUUUUAUUGGUAAAGUGGAUUUUUCAGUGAAAAAAAAAAUGACAACAGAAUCGAACACUGAGUUUCAUCAUGAAGAUAGUUUAGCUUCUAUUAUGAAUCGGCACGCUAUAUCUUUCCAAUCAGCUGCUAUUGACAGUAGUUCCGAGAUGAUUCCGAUGGGUGGUUACUUUGCACCUCCGCCCAUGAUUUUUCCUGGGAAUUCCAGUAUUAUUACCACCUCCCCUGCCUUAAUCCAACCUGGAAACUCUUCUGGAUCUUCCCUCCUUCUUGACUCGGUUGCAGGGCUCAAGCAGGAUACAGGAUUGGCUGUCGAAUGGUCUGUUGAUGAACAGUACAUAUUGGAGGAUGGCCUUGAAAAGUAUAAAGAGGAACCAAAUAUUAUGAAGUACAUAAAGAUUGCGGCUACCUUGCCUGAUAAAACUGUACGUGAUGUUGCAUUGAGGUGUAGGUGGAUGCAAAGAAAGCGAAGGAAACCUGAGGAAUUUAAUGUGGGAAAAAAGGUGAACAAUAGGAAGGAUAAGCUGGUGGAAUCAUCUUCAAAGAUGAAUAUGCCUUCAGCUCUGCAGCAAAACAUGGCUGCAUAUCCUCUCAUGAUGCACCAUCUGGACCAGAAUGAACGAAUGCCUUCUGAAGGAAUAAGUGGUACAACUAUGCAUCUAUUGAAGCAAAAUGCUCAAGCUUUUAGUCAGAUCACUUCCAAUCUUUCUGCAUACAAGUUACAGGAUAACAUUGAUCUCUUUUGUCACGCAAGGAACAAUAUUACCACCAUCCUAAAUGACAUGAGAGGUAUGCCAGGUUUAAUGAGCCAGAUGCCGCCAUUGCCUGUAUCUGUUAAUGAGGAUUUAGCUAAUAGUAUCUUGCCUGGUGCAUCUAAUGUGUUGCCUAGUGCAACUCAGUCAAUGAUUUUUGGCUCACCAAACAGAAUCCAUCUCAAGCAGGAACCAAGGUGCUGAUAGGGAAUUGUUAAGAUUGAGGUUGAAUAUAUCUGGUCUGUGUAAUUACAAAAAUUUUUCUACUGUAAAUGCAUAAGAAGCUGGUAGGAUGCUCUUCUUCCUCGUGUACACAAAUACUCAUCACACAUUGGGUGCCACAAUGGAAAAAGUGUAGAGAUCCCAUUUUUGGAACCUGAAAUGUUUACCUCAAGCACCAGAUAAUAAGAUUGCAGACUGCUCAUCAUCUCCUGGCUCCAGGGAGGGAAAAAAAUCUCUUAACAGAUUCAGCUGAAUUAAAAUAUUGAAGCUUCAGGUGUAUAAUUUAUGACUUGCUACACCUUGGAGUGGAUCCUUAUUUGGUGCUUGAUUUAUAACUGCUUGUAGUAUGUUAACUUCUUGUUUCAGUAUUAGGCCAAUUCAAAUGCUUGAUCAGGUCAAUUUCACUGAGUUAGGAUUCGUUAACCGGUAGUUUUCAUUUUAUUUCCUUCUACAACCUGACUUGGAUAAAAUGUGAGUCGGUUUGGGAAUUCAACUCCAAGAUUUCAAGGUAUAGAUACAGAAGUUGUAGGCAAAUUUUGAAGAUAGAGAGAUCCAAAGCCUGAGUUUAAAGGAUGCUUCUGAAUUCAGAUUAUGAAGGGGGCAGAUUACACUGCAGCAAACCCAAAUGUGGAUUCAGUUCAGCACAUUCAAAUUGAACUAAAACCCAUUAAACCAACCCAUUCCCACCGUCAAAGUCACUCAGCCUUCUACAAGUGCUAAAAGAAAGGAGGGAAAACCUUUACAAGACAACUCUACAAUAUAGCUAGUGGAAGAAUGAAAGCUUCAUUGGGAAAA